AUGUGGCUUAAAGUCGGCGCAAUUCAGGAUGGCCAGGAUGAGAAGAUGGAGGAGAAGCACCAGCAGGAGACGGCUGACAGGCCCGACUUGCCGGUUUCGCCCUUGCAAGACUCCACGGAACCACGGGCAACGCCGGAGGAAACGGAGGACAUCGAGGAUUUGAGCCAGGCAAAGUACAAGCAUCCGCACGCGGUCCGUAAGUUUGAUGCCCUCCAUAAUAGUCAGAUCCUUGGUGUUGUCAUAUUCCGUAUUCCCUUCUGCUUCGUCAUGGAAGACUCUGCGGGGGCUUAUCCCGUGGGUCUGGCCGCGUGUGUGCCCCCUGAUGAGAGGGCAACCUCGGCUGGCGGCCCGAGCUCCGGUGACUCAAGCUCCGGCGGCCGAAGCUCUGGGAGCAUGCCGGACAAGCUGGAGUCAUUUCUCGAGGAUGUCACGGCCACGCUGGUGGAGUAUGUGAUGGGCGGACCCGACUCGAAGAAGCCAGUAGUGAAGCUGAAAAGCCCUGCUGAGCUGGACGGUGCCUUCUCCAGCGUGGGGGUGUCACUGGAGCUUGGGGAUGGUGACGCCCCGACUCCUCUCGCUGCUCUGCACCGCGCACUCGAGGUGACGCUCGACCUCUCUGUGCGCACGCACCACCCUCUCUUCCUCAACCAGCUCUACUCCCAGGCUGACCCAGUUGCCAUUGCGGCGGACUGGUCUGUUGUGGCUGCCAACACGAACGUCCACACCUUUGAGGUGGCGCCUGUCUUCACAGUCGUGGAGCGGCACGUGCUGGACAAGAUGGCGCGCUGUGUCGGUGGGAGCUUUGCGAGGGCCCAUGAAGGCCUCUUCGUCCCGGGUGGCAGCAUUGCGAACAUCUACAGCAUGCACCUGGCACGCGCACGCGCGGUCCCCAACAUCAACAAGACUGGGCUGGCCGGCGGACCUCGCCUGGUGGCCUUCACCUCUGCACAAGCGCACUACAGCUACAAGAAAGCAGCCAGCUUGAUCGGCCUUGGUUACGACAACCUCGUGGCUGUGGAGUGCGACGAGUGCGGGGCAAUGGUGCCUGAGGCACUGGCUAGGGCCGUGCAGGAAGCCCUAGCCGCGGGUGCGCUGCCAUUUUUUGUAGGCGCCACCGCGGGCACCACUGUCACCGGGGCGUUUGACCCCUUUGAUGCCAUUGCAGAUGUGGCUGCGCGCCAUGGCAUGUGGAUGCACAUCGAUGGGUCCUGGGGCGCUGCGGCGCUGCUGUCGUCCGACCCUACGGUGCAGGCUCUCAUGGCGGGUGCAGGCCGGGCCGACUCCCUGACCUGGAAUGCGCACAAGCUCAUGGGCGCGCCCCAGCAGUGCAGUACGUUUUUGGUUUCUGGCCCGCCUGGGCAGCUGGCAGCCUGCAAUGGCACCUCGGCCGCCUACCUGUUUCAGCCGGACAAGCUCUACGCCGAGUACGAUCUCGGGGACAAGACCAUCCAGUGCGGCCGUAGGGCGGAUGCGUUCAAGCUGUGGCUGGCGUGGAGGGCACUGGGGGACGAGGGUUGGGCAGCGCGUGUGGACCACUGCCUUGCAUUAGCAAAGCACUUUGAGAACAAGGUGCGCAGCUCGUGCGGGAAGUUUGUCAUGGCAAAGCCUCGGACGUACACCAAUGUGUGCUUCUGGUACGUGCCGUCCGCAAUGCGUCCCUGGGACCCAGCCACCGCCGACGAGCAGGCGCGCAGCAAGAUGGCAAGGGUGGCAGUGGGCAUUAAGGCGGAGAUGCAGAGGCGUGGGCUCGCCAUGAUUGGCUUUCAGCCGCUGGGCAACCUGCCCAACUUCUUCCGCAUCGUUUUCCCAAGCUGCAUCAACACAACCAUGGCUGACGUGGAGCAGCUGCUGGCAGUGAUGGAGGAGAUCGGCGAGGGGCUGGAAGUGUGA
Molecule: messenger RNA, 1890 nt
Organism: Symbiodinium natans
Lineage: Eukaryota; Dinophyceae; Suessiales; Symbiodiniaceae
Source: the annotation of a GenBank genome assembly